Molecule: messenger RNA, 3969 nt
Organism: Mycena indigotica
Lineage: Eukaryota; Fungi; Basidiomycota; Agaricomycetes; Agaricales; Mycenaceae
Product: AAA-domain-containing protein
Exons: 7
Coding region: 1-3969 (1322 amino acids)
Biological process (GO): positive regulation of transcription by RNA polymerase II
Cellular component (GO): nucleus
Molecular function (GO): ATP binding; chromatin binding; histone binding
Source: RefSeq, a predicted model, not a curated record
AUGUCGUUUGACGGGAACGGACUCCGCCGCUCAAACCGGCGCAAGAGUGGGUCGGGGUCAGAGUACACUAUGACUUCGCCGUCCAACCACGACGAACCUAUGGAGGACUUUGAGCAAGAAUCGCCCGAGAAGCCAGUCAUAGCCAUAUCGCAGCGUGGUCGAAAGCAUGCAAAGAUGAACUAUGCAGAAAGUGGGGGCGAAGAGCCUGAUGACUUUAUUGGGAGCGGCGCUCAUUCCGACGAAAGCGAACCUAUCGGGCCGCGUACCAAACGACGAAACGGAAAUCUCGAUGCAUUUGUUACUGAAGAUGAGGAAGAAGAACAGGGACUGUUUGACGGCAACGAAUACGGUCGACGAGUUCUCCGUUCCCGCAGGACGAAGCAGCAGCAGCCUAAGCCACAGACUCGCUCUAACACUUACACUGGCGCGGCCAAACGAAAUGGCCCUUCUGAGCGUGAAAAGAGGCUUCAGCGGCGGCAGCGGCAGCAAGCACAGGACAACUACUCCCCUGGAAACCAGACUUCAGACACCCAUCCCGAUUCCGACAUUGAUGCUGAAGGAGAGGUUGAUGACAACAUUGGGGAGCUAAUAGAGGAUCAAGAGCAAAUGGAAGAGCGCUCCCGUCGAAGAGCGCGAGAGCAGGCAGAAGACGAAGAAGAUGAUGGAAAGCCAUAUUCGUUACGCCAGCGACAGAGGAUCAACUAUGCUAUCCCGCCACCACUAGAAGAAAUGCCUCGCCCACCACCAUCCAGGCCUCCACCGCAUCGCAAAAAAACGAGGCCAGGGCCCGGUUGGAGUGCGAAUGGAACAGAACUGGGGAGAUGGAUGGGAAUGGGUGGUCCUGACGAUUCUGACUCGGAUAACCCAGGGGCUGGUGUUCCUCGUACACCGAGAAAGCCUGUCGCAAUGGGUUUUUCGUCGACGCCGGGAAACAUGGGCAAUCUUGGUCUGGGGAAAGUGGGGGAUGCUGCGCUGGCUGACGCGGAUCCAUUGGGUGUGAACCAAAAUGUUACAUUUGACGAAGUCGGUGGCUUAGAUGAACACAUUCAUGCCCUCAAGGAAAUGACCCUACUUCCCCUCCUUUAUCCCGAAGUCUUCCAACAAUUCAAGGUUACACCCCCGCGCGGAGUUCUUUUCCAUGGACCUCCUGGUACUGGCAAAACCCUCCUUGCACGGGCGCUUGCAGCGUCGUGUCGUACCAACGGGCGCCAAAUCACGUUCUUCAUGCGAAAAGGAGCGGACAUUCUUUCGAAAUGGGUUGGCGAAGCCGAACGACAGCUUCGUUUGCUCUUUGAAGAAGCCCGCGCCCAUCAACCCAGUAUCAUCUUUUUCGACGAAAUCGACGGUCUUGCGCCAGUCCGUUCUUCCAAACAAGACCAGAUCCAUGCAUCUAUUGUUGCUACGUUACUUGCGCUUAUGGACGGUAUGGACGGACGAGGCUCAGUUGUAGUCAUUGGUGCUACAAACAGACCGGAUGCGAUCGAUCCUGCACUGAGACGACCUGGGCGAUUUGACCGAGAAUUUUACUUUGCGCUGCCUGGUGCCGAGGCUCGUGAGAAGAUCUUGAAUAUCAUGACAAAGGGUUGGAAGGGCUGGGAUUCCGAAGAAGGGCGGGAGCGACUCAAAGGGCUUGCCUCAAUGACCAAGGGUUAUGGUGGAGCUGAUUUAAGAGCUCUCUGUACUGAAGCAGCAUUAAAUGCCGUGCAACGACGCUACCCUCAAAUAUACAAAACUUCAGAACGCCUUCUGCUCAAGCCGGACACAAUCGAAGUUGGUUUGCGCGACUUCAUGAUCUCCAUUAAGAAGUUGGUUCCUUCGGCCGCACGGUCUUCCUCAUCAGUUGCGACUCCUCUUCCGCAGCAGCUUGUACCAUUACUAGGCGACCCACUGGAACGCGUGAAAAGCGCGAUCGCAAUGGUAUUGCCUGUCGACAAGAAGCUUAGCGCCUUAGAAGAGGCCGAAUUCGAAGACGUGGGUGGCGAAGCCGGUGCUUUGGAAAGGGAAAUGACUAUGCAAUCGAUGGCUUCUUUACGUCUAUAUCGUCCUCGAGUUGUUCUUUAUGGUGCUAUGGGAAUGGGUCAGACAUUUGUUGGAGCAGCAGCAUUACAUCAUCUGGAAGGUUAUCAUGUGCAAAGCUUGGAACUUGGCGCGCUGCUAAGUGAUUCGACUCGGACUCCUGAAGCCGCAAUAGUGCAACUUUUCGUUGAAGCCAAACGACAUGCUCCAGCUGUCAUUUACAUUCCUGCUCUCCUUGGCUGGUGUGCCGCUGUCUCCGAAACUUCUCGUGCAACUGUCCGAGCAAUGCUUGACACACUUGCUCCAUCCGACCCUGUUCUCCUUCUCGCAGUUGUCGACGGCGCAUUUGGAGAGCUUCCCAAAGAUGUUAGGGGGUGGUUUGGUGUUGGAAAGAGUGGCCGUGUCCAACUCGACGCCCCGAAUUCACAAUCUCGUCACCAAUUCUUCUCGUCCUUAAUCAAAGACCUGCGCCGACCACCAAAUGAAUAUGCUGAUGGGAUGCCGCGAAGAAAACGGGUACUGGAAGUGUUGGAGAUCGCUCCGCCGAUUGAACCAAGAAAACCAUCGGCUGCAGAACUCGCCGUGCAAGAGGAAAAUGAUCAGCGAGUGCUGGCGCUGUUAAAAUAUCGACUCGAGCCAAUCUUGACUGCACUCAAAAGGAAGUUCAAGCGGUUCACCAAGCGGGCCACAGAGGAGUACAGCUUCGAAACCGUGCUAAUGGAGGAUGUUCAACAACAAAACGACUCCUUGGAAGUCGUCACGACCUCUCCGGUCGUCCGGACGGCGACAACCCAGCACAUCGAUGUUGUCGGUGAUGCACAGCCACUUGUCAAUGGUCACGUGAACGGAAUUGUGCCAGAGCUCGAACAACCUCAACUCCCUCCACCCCCACCCCCUGCGCCAGAGCAACAAACUCUCUACGACAUUGACCUGGAAAGAAUGCACACUUAUCUGUACAAAGGCCGGUAUCUGACGCCUGACGACUUCCUCGAAGAUGUUCGCAAAAUGGUGCAUAAUGCGGCAACACGUCAGGCAGAAGACAUCGAGCGGCUGUAUAAGGCGCAAGCGAUGCUGACGGCGACGGAGGUCAGCAUGCACGAGUUUGACCCUCAAUUGCGGCUUGAGUGGGAGGCCAUCAAGGCGGCUAAAGAUGCGAACAAGGGGAAGGAGAAGGAGAGUGGUAAUGCGAGUGGGUCGGAUGCGCCUGCUGGAACGAGAAGAAGCGCGCGAAAUAACGGUCUUCAGCCUGAGUUGACGAUUACGGACCCGGUUCAGUUGGAGCGAAGGCUGAAGAGACAGCGUUCUGACGGAGCGGGGACAGAUUCGCAUGGUGGCUCAGCAGACGAGGGGGCUGGUGGACCUCGAGGCUUAAAGCGGUCAAGAACGGGGACUGUCAAUCCUGACGAAUCAGACGACCCUUUGGAUACUUUGCCGACUGUCCCGACGGUUCAUUUUGAGCUACAGCAAGGAUCAGAGCAAAUGGCACAGGACCCAUUCAUCACACAAACCCGGUUUUCACCCCCGCCUGUUGCUUCAACAUCUUCCAUGUCGAUACAAUCUCUACUUAUUCCAAUGCCCGACAGCGAUCCUGUUGCUCCUUCUUCGCCUUCUCCCCGCCCCAAAUCGCUUGAACCCGAGCCGCAACCAGAACAGCCGCCCGUGAUCGUCUCUGAGCCUACGCUAAUAAUUGAAGUUGAGCGGACCCCAACUCCGCCGCCGCCCCUGCCGGACUUUGUCAUCGACGAUAUGCUCGUUUCUGAGCUCGAAGCUGCCUUGUCGGACUCGACCGCGGGUAUGUCAAUCGAACAACUUGAGCAGUUACGGGCGACAUGUGUGGGCAAGGUGUGGCACCACCGGACGGAAUGGGAUCGCACGCCGGCAGCGAGAGAGUUGCUGCAGUAUGUGUCGGAGUUCGUGAGAGACGUGAAGGAAGACGAGAUGGACUUUGAAUAG